AUGUCGCUGUACCUAUCCGACGAUGACUUGCCUGAUCUUGCGGCCAUUGUCGCUCCUCGACCACUCAUGGCCACGAGCACGAAUGCCUCGGUGCGAAGAUCACCACGAAAGAAAGCUGGACCUGCAGUUUGCGAGUCCAGAUCACCCCAUAAGAAGGACACUACAGUAAAGAGUCUUAUACAAGAACCGCAAAUUCAUCUAGAGUCUCAUCAAACUUCUGGCCGAUCUCCCGCAAAACGAACCAAGCCUCCGAAAGCGGCCUCAAUUGUUGAUGCGAUCCCGAAUCUUCCUCGAAAUUCGUCUACUACGGAGAUGCUCCUCACAUCCAACAAUCGCCGGUCGGCUGCAAGUCCUCAAUCGAGUCUUAGACUAACGCAUGUUGCUUCCUUGCGGCUUCCACAGAAAUCGGUGGCGAUGGGGGAAGGGGAGGACCAGGAGGAGCAGACUGUGUCGAGGUUGGUGUUGGAUACGCACCGACUGCAGAGCAAUGAUGCAGGAAGCAUGUCUAGAAUGUCGCGCAUAACGGAGGCAGCUAGAAGGUCAGCUCCAGAGAAAACCCGUAAGCAGAAAGCAGCAGGGAGCCUUGCGAGCAGAUUUGUGCUGAAAGAAGCACGAUGCAAUGACGACGUCGAAAGCUCGAUGGAUGAAGAAGACGAAGAUGAGGAUACAGACCUUAGUGGCUUCAUCGUUGAUGACAAUGCGGACUUGAGCUACUAUGGAACUUCAGCAUCCGAGGCCGACGACGACUGGGUAGCACCCACCCAACAACCUCGACGAGCAUCACCUCGAAAGAGGCUACACCGAGGUCGACGAAGUCUCCAACGAAGAGAGCCUGAGGAGGGCUCGUAUUCUGAAAAGGAGAAUAGAAUUAACGGUGGACUGGCUGAUGCCCUCCGAAACAUGCGGCUGAAGGAAGACACAAAUGAAGUGAAAGAGAAGAUAGUCGAAGUCAUCGACCUUACUACUUCGCCUCUCACUUCACCUAAAUUAAUAUCAACCACGGCUCAGCCCAUCAACUCACCUCAGUUUAUCGAUUCCAAGAAGCCUCCGACCUUCACAGGCACGAUUAAUGUCUUCGACGCCCCGAUCAAGCUGGCACCGCCAUCUGAGAAACCUAGUCUCAUAGAUACGCCUCAGCUUGCGGGUGUUAGUGCAAUGGAGAAGACGGAAGAUCAGGUUCCUUCAGAGAUUCCAGCUAACAAUGAAGUCAAGACACCACCAGCCACUCCACCCAAGUCUCCAGUGAAGUUGAAGUCACCUUCGAAGUUGCUAUCUCCAUCCAAACGACAAUUGAUCCCUCGGUCGCCUCAUCGUCAAAGCACUGAUGCUUUUUGGGACCAUAAUACGGUCAAUGAAUGGAUCGACGAGUACUCACCAAAGAAGGCUCCGGCAACGUCUCCAAAGAAAGUUGGCCUUGCAAGGUACCAGAUCUGGUCCGAUUCUGAAGAAGAUCAGGACGAAGAUAUGACGAUUUCAGAUUCCUUUCCGAGUCCUUGUACAUCGCCUCGAAAGGCCGGGGGUAAAGGACGGUCGCCCACCAAGAGCCCCGAAAAGGAGGAAAAGAAGCGUCAAGCCGAGGAGAAGCGAGCAGCGAUGUCAAGAAAGAGAAACUUCGACAGUAGCAAAGUCCAGCUCGCCAUUGACCUUCUGAGGGAACUUGACGUGGGUGUGGCUGAUUCACAACUCGGAAGACUAGCUGCAAGCACCGGCGGAGUGAAAAUCAUUUGGUCCAAGACCCUUCGAUCGACUGCGGGCCGAGCAAACUGGAAGCGCACUGUGACGAAGUUGUCCGGGUCACCAAUCAAGGGAGGAGAGGUUAGUGUUCCUGGCGUGAAAGUGCAGCAUUUUGCUAGCAUCGAACUUGCCGAGAAGAUCAUCGACUGUGAGGAUCGCCUCGUCAACACGGUUGCUCACGAGUUUUGUCACCUGACAAACUUCAUGAUCAGCAACGUCCGUGACCAGCCACAUGGAGCCUCAUUCAAACAGUGGGCGGCGAAAGUGACUUGUCAUCUGAGGAAGAGCCAAGUCGAGAUCUGGCGUCAGGUCGAGGUCACUACGAAGCACAGCUAUGUGAUCAACCACAAGUACCUGUGGGUGUGUGCCGGGAGAGAGCGUUCAGCGGCAAUGGCCUUCCUCAACAUCGAAGAAGACGAAGGCUGCGGCGCAGAAUACGGCCGGCACAGCAAGAGUAUUGACCCGGAGAAGCAUCGCUGUGGGAAAUGCAAAGGUCGUCUGGUCCAGGUACGCCCGAAGCCCAGAGCCAGUCCGCGCAAGAAACUGUUGGACGCCCCGGUGAAAAAGGGAAGAGAAGGCAGCACGGACAGUACGACAAGUUCGAAUUCCAGUUCGAGAAUGAGUGCUGGGAGUGACAGCACCGGCACUGUGGGACGGAUGAUUGACUACGUCGAACUGAGUGAUUAA
Molecule: messenger RNA, 2421 nt
Organism: Exophiala spinifera
Lineage: Eukaryota; Fungi; Ascomycota; Eurotiomycetes; Chaetothyriales; Herpotrichiellaceae
Exons: 1
Coding region: 1-2421 (806 amino acids)
Cellular component (GO): nucleus
Source: RefSeq, a predicted model, not a curated record